Molecule: messenger RNA, 579 nt
Organism: Alternaria atra
Lineage: Eukaryota; Fungi; Ascomycota; Dothideomycetes; Pleosporales; Pleosporaceae
Exons: 1
Coding region: 1-579 (192 amino acids)
Source: RefSeq, a predicted model, not a curated record
AUGACCUCACCAGCCUCUGAUAAGCCGACUAUUGCCCAUCUACCUCACAAUACAUCAUCUACCAACGCGGUCAAGAUCGUACACUGCCCAUCGGAGACUCUCGAACGACUGCGGCGUCUGAAUGAAGCAGAGAUAAUCACACUUUUCACCCCAUUCGUGCCCCAUCCGCCAUCAACGACACUGGCAACAGACAUGGACCCUUUCGAGCCACUCGGCCGAGCCUUACCACGACAAGUACGGCAUGUCCCAUAUCGUCUGGAUCACGGCAUGACAGAGAUGCAUGCCGACUUCCUGCCAGCAACUGGGGCGGUAGUUGUUGUCAUCUGCGCCACUACGAAUGUCAUCAACCAUGACGCUCAGGCCUUUGAAGGGCAACUGAGAUUUGCACGAGACAUGGUGAAGAAGAUAUCACAAAGCGAUAUUGUAGCCGGUAUUCCAGUUAUGUUGCUUCUUGUCGACGAUGGUGCCGCUGGGCAAACCUACGUCAGUGCGGUAUGCAAUUUCCCGGCGGUUGUCACAAUCAGCAAUUAUACUACCGCAGCGCUCUUGAAUGCGGUAGGCGUUCUGUUUGGCAACUGA